AUGGAGGAAAUAGCGCGACUACAAGCGUCUCGAAGAGGGCAUAAAUCUCAUCUAUCGAAAGUGUUAAAUAAAGAGAACGAAAUCCUCAAAGUAGAGCCUUCGAAAGUAGACGAAAUAGCGCUGACGACACUGGAGCAACUAACAAGGAAAAAGCAAUUAGUACGAGAACUAGACGAAAAGAUUGCAGCAAAAAUCACCGAUCCAAAGCAACUAGAAACAGCUAAGCUGCGAUUUGGAAGAAAAACUGAAUCACAUACGUAA
Molecule: messenger RNA, 261 nt
Organism: Paramuricea clavata
Lineage: Eukaryota; Metazoa; Cnidaria; Anthozoa; Malacalcyonacea; Plexauridae
Source: the annotation of a GenBank genome assembly